Molecule: messenger RNA, 4459 nt
Organism: Megalops cyprinoides (Indo-Pacific tarpon)
Lineage: Eukaryota; Metazoa; Chordata; Actinopteri; Elopiformes; Megalopidae
Gene: disp3
Product: dispatched RND transporter family member 3
Exons: 21
Coding region: 344-4444 (1366 amino acids)
Cellular component (GO): membrane
Source: RefSeq, a predicted model, not a curated record
ACUGACACUCACUCGCUCGCUCCGUCGCCCGGACAACCAGCUGCAGAGGAGGGGGAGACAGUGGGAAAGGGAGAGAAAUAGAAACACAGAAGGAGAGGUGUUUUGGCUCCCUGACUCAGCUCCUCACAAUCCUAGCCGUCAGAAGCCAGAAGUGCUGUUUCUGUCCCUCGUGGACCAACCAUAAAGACAGGACCCACAUCCACAAAGAGAGUCGGGUUCAUAUCCAAGAAUUGAGUUUGAGGAGACACCGGACCAGCUUCCAUACAACAAAGGGAAAGGUACCGGACUGGACAUCCCCACCACCUAACACCUUUCUCCUCUCCGGGCACAGGCAGGUGUGGUGAUGGAGUCCGAAGAUGAGCCCUUGUUGCUUCAGGCAGAUUGGAGUCUUGAGGAUGAUGAGGAGCAGGAGGAAGGGGAGGUAGAGGAAGAGGUGGAGAGACAGUGCAGCUUUGCUGAGGAUGGUGGAGUUCGGGGUCUGUGGGAGGCAGUGGGCUGGGUGUACACUCAGCCCUGGCUGUGUGGGCUGGUCCUGGCAGUUGGAGUUCUCCUGCCCUGUGUCCUCGCAGCCUACAUGUUCCUGCGCUGCCCUCCCCUGGACAUCGACCUGUCCUACAGCGCCUUCGAGGUUCGCAGUCAUUCUUCUGCCCAGCGUUUUGACGCGCUGACCAUCGCUCUGAAGACCCAGCUGGGCUCCUGGGACAGACGCAGACGCGAUGUAGACGACUAUGCCUCCCGUGCCCUGAGAGACUUGCUACUAGACAGGCUGAAGACACAGCGGGGGCGAGCCUCUUCUGUGGGAGGAGGGUAUAACAGCAGCAGGUUUUCAAAAGCUGAGAGACAGAACCUGUUUGAAGAAAGGCCUUUGCACGAAGGGGAUGAUGAAUUAUACAGGUUAGAAAAUGCAGAGAACAGGAGCUCAGGUCAGAGGGGUGCAGAAGGGAACAAGGAGAAUGACGGGAAUACAACUAGACUCAUAGAACAUGAGAAUCAUGAAGCCAAAAAGGCUCAAGGAGAUGUGGAAAAAGGAAGAUCUCCCCAUCUCGUCAGGGUCCCCCGGUUUGUGGCAGGAGCGCCAUAUUACUCCUACCUGCAGAGCCAAGCUUUGUGGAGGAUGGAGCUGGUGUUCCUGGCCCAGGGCAAAGGGGAUAACAACAUCUUCACCCCGGAACGCCUGCGCACCAUCCACAGGGUGGAGCGCCUGGUUAUGCAGCACCCUCAGUUUCGUCAGUUCUGCUGGAAGCCCCUGGAGGUUCUGAGAGACCUCCCUCUGGGGCCCUCCUACUGUUCUCCUCCCAGUUCCCUCCUGUCCUACCUCUUCCCCAGUGAGCGAGGGGGCAAGAUCUAUUAUGAUGGCAUGGGCCCUGACCUGGCCGACAUCCAUGGUGCCUUGAGCCUCGCCAUAACUCAUCCGCAGUUCUACUGGUAUGUGGAUGAAACCCUGACGCCGGACACUCUGCGAAGCUCCCUCCUGCGCAGUGAGAUCCACUUCGGGGCCCCGCUGCCCUCCUUCUUCUCUCUGCAGGACCGGCCCGAGGAGCAGAGGCGCCGCUUCCGCAGCUUUGUGGUCCAAUAUGCCGACAUCCUGGCCCACCAGUCCACCAGUCAGGUGAAGGUGCUAUAUGGGGGCACGGAGCUCUUUGAUGAUGAGGUCAGACGCACCUUCCACAGUGACAUGUUGCUGGCACUGAUCAGCGGUGGCUGCAUCACUGCACUGGUCUACAUCCUGACCUCCUUCUCAGUGUUCUUGACAUUUUUUGGGCUCGCCAGCAUUGGUCUGAGCUGCCUCAUGGCUCUCUUUCUGUACCACGUGGUCUUUGACAUCCGUUACCUGGGCAUCCUUAACGGAGUGGCAGCAUUUGUCAUCAUUGGCAUCGGUGUGGACGACGUCUUUGUGUUCAUCAGCACAUUCAGGCAGGCCUUUCAUCUGGUCCAGCCAGGGCAGCGCAUGGUCUACACGGUCAAGACCGCCGGACGAGCCACCUUCCUGACCUCCUUCACCACUGCCGCCGCCUAUGCAGCCAACACCUUCUCCCAGAUCCCAGCAGUCCAUGACUUUGGCCUGUUCAUGGCCCUGAUCGUCAGCUGCUGUUGGCUGUGGGUGUGCCUCAUGAUGCCUGCUGCGUUGUGUUUGUGGAGCCAGUAUGUAGCGCCCCUGGAGAGCAGCUGUCUAACACAGUGUCACUCAGGGGUGUCAAUCAGCCACACCCCCUUGUCAGAUCAGGAUGAUGACAUCGCCCUAAUGUCAGUGGAAUUAGAGUCAGGGUCCUGUGAUCCAGACAAUGACACCCAGCUGCUGUCUCUGGCAGUGGAGACGUCCCCACCCCUCUCUGGGCAGGGUGGAGCAGGGCUGGUCAGUGCUGGCCUCCAAGGGGUACUGCAGCGUUGGGUGGCAGAACCAGUGGUGGAAAAACGCAGAGUGAUUGUAGGUCUCUACGUCCUGGUUCUGCUAGUGUCGGCAGGGUUCUGCUGCAUGUUGCGCCCAGCCAGUCGCGCCCCGCUGCUGUUCCGAUCCAACACAAACCUGCAGACCCUGCUGGAGCUGCGCAGUAAUCUGAGUGCGCAGGGCAUCUCCUGCCACAUGUGCUCUGGUCUGUUCAUGGAGAAGCCCCACUCUUUGCAUAGUGUUGCCCAUCCCUGCCCCUCUGUGCCUGGGACACCUCCCCAGCAGCACCCCUCAAGCCAAACAUAUUCAGAGUCACACGCCUCCACCAAACCCAUCUCCACGGUCACCAAAAAAGAUCUUCUACUCACAGUUUAUGUGUCCAAGCUGGAUGUUGGUGCUGCCAUCACCCUUUACCGCUUCUCCCUAAAUGCCAGUGUGCCCUCACCCUGGAAAGCCCUAACACCGGGGAAUGGGGAGGUCCCAUCCUUCCAGGCCUUCAGCGGGCCUCAUAGCAACUUCAGCACACGUAUGACAGUGUGUGUGUCCCACACUGCCCACCCCCACCCGCGCUGGAUGAUCACUUCACGGUCAUGUGACCCCCACUUUGGCUGGAGGUCAGAGUUCAGCUUUUAUGUGGCAUCGGCUGAGCAGCAUCACAGCAGGAAGCUGUACUUUGCCCAGCUCAGACGUAGCCCCUACCCCAGCCGAGUGUGUGCAGCGCCCCCUGGCUGCGUGAUUAGUGCUGGGCCAGAUGGACCCACCCAGGGUGCCUUCUACACCCCACUUUCUGGAGAAUCAACACAGAUCACAAGUUCAAAAACCUCAGGCUUUAACCCUUGUGGAGGUGGAGGCUGCGGACGGCCAGCAGUGCGCCCUCUGGUGGACACAGGAGCCAUGGUGUUCGUAGUGUUUGGGAUCCUGGGGGUUAACCGCACCCACCGCAAAGACAACCACGUCAUUGGGGACAUGGGCAGUGUUAUCUACGACCCCAACUUUGACCUCUUCAAAGAGAUUGGGCACCUCUGCCAGCUUUGCAAAGCCAUCAGUGCCAACACAGGCUUAGUCAAGCCUGGAGGAGCCCAGUGCCUACCCUCAGGAAACAGUCUGUCUUCCCUCCUGCCGCUGCUCCAUCCUGAGUGCCAGUCUCUUCCUCAACCAAACCUGCUGCCAGGACAGCUAUCCCAUGGGGCCGUGGGCAUGCAAGGCGGCACAGUGCGCUGGCUGUCCAUGGCCUUCGAAUCAACCACCUACAAGGGGAAGUCCUCUUUUCAGACUUACUCUGACUUCCUCCAGUGGGAAACCUUCCUACAGGAGCAGCUCUCAGCUCUGCCCAAAUCCUCUGCUUUGCGACGAGGGUUCCAGACCUGCGAACACUGGAAGCAGAUCUUCAUGGAAAUUCUAGGUGUGGAGAGCGCCCUCUACAGUCUGCUCCUCUCAUUAGCGAUCUGCAUAGCAGCUGUGUCCAUUUUCACUGCCCACCCUCUCCUGCUGCUGCCUAUUCUCCUCACCAUCCUGGGUGUUAUCUGCCUGGUGGUGGCGAUCAUGUACUGGCUUGGCUGGGAGAUGGGGGCAGUGGAAGCCAUCUCUCUCUCCAUCCUUGUGGGCUCCUCAGUUGACUACUGCUUGCACCUGGUAGAGGGAUUCCUGCUUGCUGGAGAGACAGGCCCCCAGAUGGCUAGCCACAGUGCAUCUUCUCAGGACCUCUCUGCCCUGCGGCAGUGGCGGACUUUGAUUGCUGUGGACCACGUUGGCGUGGCAAUAGUCUCCAGUGCCGUUACCACGGUGAUCUCCACGGUGCCACUCUUCUUUUGUGUCAUCGUACCUUUCGCCAAGUUUGGCCAGAUAGUGGCCAUCAACACCGCGAUCUCAAUCCUCUUCACCCUCACUGUCACCGCCGCCCUGCUGGCCACCAUGGGACCCGCAUGCUUCACCAGACCCCCUGGUGCAGUGCUGAAAGCCUGUCUCAUUGUACUGGGGACAGUAACCUUUGGCUUCACCCUGUACUGGGCCGGGGGGCACCUGAUGGGCCCAGUCACGUGGUCCACAGUCACCACAUAGCAACAAACUAAUCAC